GGCCUAAGCAUGGACAGUUGUUUCGAGCUUUGUGUUUCCCGAAUCUCUUAAAGCGUCUUGUGGUCCGGCGAAAAUAAUCAGUAUGUCGAUCAUGAACGCAGGAGGGCGAGCCUUUUGUUUUGUGUUUUAAAUUUCAAGCUGACACGUUAAAACCUCCCGAGCAGCUGGCACGGAGCGCACACCAUGAUGAUGCAGAGGCUGUGGAGAUGAGUAUUAAUAGGAGCGCUUGAGUGUCACAGUUCUUUCACUGUCGAGACCGGGAGGUUUGGUGGAGAGUCGGUGGACCGGGUUGGGGGCGCUUUCUGAUCCAGACUGCGCAGGUUGGAGUAAAAAACAAACAAACACAGGGAUUCAGUCUUUAUCACACAGGCAACAUGGAAGUGCUGGCUGCUCUUAAUUUGGGCGAAUUUGCCCAAAUUUUCUCCAAACUGGGAAUGUUUCCUGUGUUUGAUCUCGCUUACUACAUCGUGUCCAUCCUCUACCUCAAGUAUGAGCCAGGCUCGGUGGAGGUUUCUCGCAGGAGUCCCGUGGCCUCCUGGCUCUGUGCCAUGCUCUACUGCUUUGGUAGUUACAUCCUGGCAGACAUCAUGCUUGGAAGCAGCCCUAUCGACUAUUUCCAACACAACAGCCACAUCCUGCUGGCGUCAUGUGUCUGGUACCUCAUCUUUUACUGCCCACUGAACCUCUUCUAUAAAUGUGUGGCUUUCCUGCCUGUCAAGCUGGUGUUGGUCGCCCUGAAGGAAGUCGUCCGCACUCGAAAGAUUGCUGCUGGCGUUCACCAUGCCCACCACGCCUACCACCACGGCUUCUUCAUCAUGGUCAUUGUUGGAUACGUGAAAGGGUCUGGAGUGGCUCUCAUGUCCAAUUUUGAGCAGCUUCUGCGUGGAGUGUGGAGGCCCGACACCAACGAGAUCCUCAACAUGUCAUUCCCGACCAAAGCCAGUCUGUACGGAGCCAUCCUUUUCACCCUGCAGGAGGCUCACUGGCUGCCGGUUGCCAAGAGCACCCUCAUCCUCGUCUUCACCCUCUUCAUGGCUACAAGCAAGGUGGUGAUGACCGCCCGACACUCUCACGGCUCCCCCUUCGCCCUCAUUGAGUCCUGGGUUUGCCACCUGCUGUUCGGCUCCCCUCUCAGCGGAUCUGAGGAAGACCACCAUCAUGCUCCUGCCCCUGCUGUCCCAUCUUCACCUCUCAAAACCAAGGAGGAGCUGAGCGAAGGUGCUCGCAAGAGGAAGGCCAAGAAAGCCGAAUAGCAUGCCACAUGGCACGAGAGAAACUGCAUCUGACUCCUCCUCCAUCAUGGCCUCCACAUGAUGGGGCUUCCCAUUCCUUUCUAGGGAAAGUUUGAUGUUUUACCAAAUGAGACCCUUUCUAUUAGAGCAACAUGGUGCUUUCUGCAUUUUACAUAGCACAAGAACUCUGUAAAUACCACGGCAAAUGUUUCACACUUCAACCCAACCUGGACACUUUAAACCAAUUUAUUUAUGUGUUUGUGAACAUCUGCAUCUGUGCUCAACACUGAGUGGUGGUGAUCCACGUUCAGGAGCUGCAUGGGCAUUUUAGGAUGGCCUCUGUUCCACAUCAGCAGCUGUGUUACCGGGUGUCAGUGAUUUACUUCAAGUCCACCCAACCUUAUUUCAGUUCAAACUCUCGAUCAGAAAUUCAAUGGAGUAAAGCAUUAUGUAAAAGAACACUGAUGCUUUUUGCAUUGAGAUGAAGACAACUUCGUGUCUAAAUAAAAUCAAGAGAAACAUUG
This is a messenger RNA of Micropterus salmoides (largemouth bass), 1756 nucleotides long. It is a transcript of the gene tmem38a, whose product is annotated as transmembrane protein 38A. Lineage: Eukaryota; Metazoa; Chordata; Actinopteri; Centrarchiformes; Centrarchidae. Bases 375 to 1253 code for a protein of 292 amino acids. Gene Ontology annotation, cellular component: membrane. The transcript has 6 exons. Gene Ontology annotation, molecular function: potassium channel activity; identical protein binding. Gene Ontology annotation, biological process: potassium ion transmembrane transport. The record is from RefSeq and is a predicted model, not a curated record.